CACUGCCACAAAACAAAUUGCCAACUCCACUUGUUCGUCGCGACCAUCUGGCGCAAUCACUCGCAUACGGAGGUCUGCGGAACGAGAAGAAAUGUGAUUGGCCCAACAAGAUGCCAAGUAUAUUCUAGGGUUCACCUUGUGCCCUCUUCGAAACGGCUACCUCGGCUUUACUACACUACCACCAAGAUGCCGUCUUAGCAGCAAACUAAAUUCGUACCAAGAAGUGGUACGUUUGCUGCGCCAACGCCUAGAUCAAGAGCUCCAAAAUGGAAGCGUGAAUGACUUCGUAGUAGGUUGCACCUGCCUCAUCCUUUUGCUCUGUUACUUUCACGGCCUCCUUUAUUCUCUGCGCUCCUUCACAAGAUUCAUAAUCUCCUCUUCUCAAUGGCACUGUAGUUAUGCAGAAACAUAGUCUCCUAAUGCGUCAUUACAGGUCAUACUCCUUCCGCCGACUUCCACGAUCUUCUGCAUUUCGCAUACUCGUCCUUCUUUAUGUCCUUUUGGACUCACUACACUGCCUUUCCUUAUACAGAUACCAAACAGCGACAACCACUGCCCCGCCCCCACCUCGCAACACGAAGCGCGUAUACAUAGCCUCCCAGCACUGGAACAAUGCGCGACUGCUCCGAGAACAUUGGAACAACGCGCUGGUAGCAUUGGUACAAGAACUAGGCAUUGAGAACGUGUUCGUAUCGAUAUACGAAAGUGGUAGCUAUGAUGACAGCAAGGCUGUGCUAGGAGAAUUGGACACGGUGCUGGAAGGCCUACAAGUCAGGAGGUCGAUACAACUGUCCGAAACAUCACACGCGGACGAGAUUGCACAGCAGCCGACGGAACAUGGAUGGGUCAAGGCACCGGACGGGAGGGAUUACAAGCGGCGUAUACCAUUUCUAGCGAACAUACGAAAUCGUGUCUUCCAGCCCUUGGAACGUCUGACGGCUGAAGGCGAGCACUUCGAUACCAUACUGUUUCUCAACGACGUGGUAUUUACACCCCAAGAUGUUCUGAGAUUGUUGGAUACAAACGGCGGAAAAUACGCGGCAGCCUGCUCGAUCGACUUCAAGAAGCCGCCGCAAUUCUACGAUACAUUCGCACUCCGAGACUCGAGCGGCCACGAGACGGUCAUACAAACCUGGCCUUAUUUCAGGUCAUACAUCUCAAGGCAUGCAGCUGAAAGAUAUUCGCCAGUACCCGUCGCCUCUUGUUGGAACGGAAUGGUUGCCAUGCCCAUCGAACCCUUCGUCGCGAGCCCUCCCCUACGCUUUCGUGGCAUCCCCGAUUCCCUCGCGUCAUCACACGUCGAAGCAUCUGAAUGCUGCCUGAUACACGCGGAUAAUCCUCUUUCCCUGACUCAAGGCGUCUUCCUCAACUCCAACGUCAGAGUCGGUUACAACGGUUCCUCGUACGAUGCCCUACACUCGCCGGAUGCCAUACUGUCUCCCUUCCAAAUCUUCCAGUCAGUAUGGUGGAGUCGUAUCAUAAGACUGAUCACAACUCCUCUGUUCAAGGAACGAAUUGUACGUACGAGGCUAGGAAAAUGGAUUGCAGAGACAAACAGCUGGGAGCGCGGCGACUUUUGUCUUGUCAACGAAAUGCAGGUCCUCGUUGAAACUGGGUGGAAACACGUGUGAAUGUGACGUUAAAAUAAAAGUUCUAUUCCGUGAACAUCUCUGCCGAUAUUCGUAUGUGCUGAUUGCCAUGAAGCUUCGCAAAUUGCGUAAAGUGGUAACAUAGACAUUUCAUGCGUCCUCAAGAAGGAUAGGAUGAAGCAUCUCUAUUCUUUAGAUGUGCGAGAUUUAGCUCCAAGAACAAGAAGAAGAGGCGGCUUCGGCAUGAACUGAAAUGCGUUGAUAAUAACUUGAUAUGUUUCUU
Alternaria alternata is the source of this 1872-nucleotide messenger RNA. RefSeq lists its product as hypothetical. The record is from RefSeq and is a predicted model, not a curated record. NCBI's taxonomy places the organism in Eukaryota, Fungi, Ascomycota, Dothideomycetes, Pleosporales, Pleosporaceae. The transcript has 2 exons. Bases 420 to 1631 code for a protein of 403 amino acids.